Molecule: messenger RNA, 1677 nt
Organism: Postia placenta MAD-698-R-SB12
Lineage: Eukaryota; Fungi; Basidiomycota; Agaricomycetes; Polyporales; Adustoporiaceae
Exons: 1
Molecular function (GO): protein binding
Source: RefSeq, a predicted model, not a curated record
AAGCUAAGCGACCUUCACCUUGUCCUGACGCAAGAGCGACCUAAGCCCGACCGUGUCUGGGGAUGCUACCUCGACCUCCUCAAUUUCCUCGGCUUCCAGAAGCUGCCAGUCGAGAUACACCGGGCAGUCCUGCGACACUGUACCCCUCCCGCUUCUGAACUCCGGGUCGCAGCUCUCAGGCAUAUGCCAGGCGUACGCAGAGUGCGUGGCACUCACCACCACGAGGGUCGGUUUCAGGCCAUUAUUCGUAACAUGCGCUCGUCGGGCUCAACACCCUCACUUGACGACUACCAUUUCAUCCUCGAGCAGUUCGCCGCUGUGGGGUAUCAUGAAGGAGUCAUGCAGGUGCUAGGGGAGGUCUCCCGUCUCAGCCUGCCGAAGACCCAGAAGACGUAUGGCCUGUGUCUGCAGGCACUAUGUCAUCGGCUGACCUUGCCAUGCUGGUUUGAGACACGUCCGUCCCUAGUCGCGGAGGUAACUCGCUCGUGCCUAGAGUUGCUCGAAGAGAUGCGUUCUGAGAACAUGCCUCUUACAUCUCUCAAUGUCGGCCUCGCACUGCGGAUACUCAAGGAGACGAGUAAAAUAGAUGAUUGGGCAAAGCUAUUGAAGGUCGCCUACGGAAUCGACAUGUCGUACCCUGAUCGUCCGCCACUGGAGCUUUGGGACCAGGCAGUGAGCGGCGUUCCUAACGGACUGGUGUUCCCAGAUCCACUUCCAUUCUCUACCGCCGCGCUCAACACGACCAUCGACAUGCUAGGACGUUCGGGAGAGAUUUCGAAGCUCAUACAGGCGUUCGAAGUUCUCACUACUCCACUCCCCUCUCAGGCAUCCAACUUCUCCCCAUCCUUCGAUGACGAAGACGAAGACGACUUCGGUGUCUCGAACCCCAAGGUCGCCCCUUAUCGAACGCCUUACGCGGAGCCCAACACGAUGACGUACCAGACGUUGCUCAAAUGGAUUUCAAGGCACGGUCACAUCGCGCUCGGGCGACAUUACCUACUACAGGCCAUCGCGCUCGAAAAACGUGUCCUUCACAAACUAUGGCUUGAUCUGCGGCACAAACCCAUGAAGGAAAUUGCGGCGCCUAGGUUCGCCGUGAAUCGCAACAUGCUGCUCUCGGUGUACGCGGAGGCUGUGCGCAACAAGAACACUGAGAUAUUGCGCUGGGUGUUCGAGAAGGCCGGACAGGUGAUUAAAACGAAACGCAAACACCUCAGACACAGCCUCGAAACUUGCGAGAGACGGAGGAUCACUGCCCAGCGUUUGCUGAAAGACGAGGAAGCGCCGCUCGCAGCGAGCGACGUCGAGCCCUCGUCCACAAACAACGACGCUUCAUUCUCUACGUUUUUCACCCCGACAUCCACGCCGGAUGAACAUGUCGCCAAAACGGUCGAGGUUCCCGCAAUGCCAUACUUCGACGUCGAUCUUGACAACCCUUCACGUUCACAAAAACUUUCAAGGCCUUUCAACAUUGAUCUGCAUAUCCGCUUGCUCGAAGAGGAGAUUGAGAAGCUGUGGGACUUCUAUGAGCACGCUGCAGAUAACCUCGGGCGUAUAUCUCAGCGCGUUAAGGAGCGUCUCGGUCGGAGAGUGUGGAAGGAGAAAGACGUAUACAUGCGGGAUGAAAGACGGCGUGUACAUGUCGGACGGGCAAAGUGGAAGGAUACGGUGCAUUUC